AUGCUUCUGCUGGGCAUCUUAACCCUGGCUCUCGCCGGGGGACCCGCUGGCGGGGCAGAACCAGAGCAGGAGGUGGUGGUUCCCAUUCGACUGGACCCGGACAUCAAUGGCCGCCACUACUACCGGAGGGGUCCCGAGGACUCCGGGCACCAGGGACUCAUUUUUCAGAUCACAGCAUUUCAGGAGGACUUUUACCUACACUUAACUCCAGAUGCUCAGUUCCUGGCGCCCGCCUUCGCCACUGAGCAUCUGGGCGUCCCCCUCGCGGGACUCACCGGGAGCUCUGCAGACUUGCGACGUUGCUUCUACUCUGGGGACGUGAACGCCGAACCAGACUCCUUCGCUGCUGUGAGCCUGUGCGGGGGUCUACGAGGAGCUUUUGGCUACGGAGGCGCCGAGUAUGUCAUUAGCCCACUCCCCAACGCCAGCGCGCAGGCAGUGCAGCGCAACAGCCAGGGCGCACACCUCCUCCAGCGCCGGGGCGCCCCUGGCGGGCCACCCGGAGAUCCCACCUCUCGCUGCGGGGUGGCCUCAGGCUGGAACCCCGCCAUCCUGCGGGCGCUGGACCCUUAUAAGCCGCGAGGGACCGGCUUAGGAGAGAGUCGCAGCCGGCGCAGGUCCGGGCGCGCCAAACGCUUCGUGUCUAUCCCGCGGUUCGUGGAGACACUGGUGGUGGCAGACGAGUCAAUGGUGAAGUUCCACGGCGCGGACUUGGAGCAUUACUUGCUGACGCUGCUGGCCACAGCGGCGCGACUCUACCGCCAUCCCAGCAUCCUCAACCCCAUCACCAUCGUUGUGGUCAAGGUGCUACUUCUCGGAGACCGCGACGCCGGGCCCAAGGUCACGGGCAACGCGGCCUUGACGCUGCGCAACUUCUGCGCCUGGCAGAAGAAGCUGAAUAAAGUGAGUGACAAACACCCAGAGUACUGGGACACAGCCAUCCUCUUCACCAGGCAGGACCUGUGUGGGGCCACCACCUGUGACACGCUGGGCAUGGCUGAUGUGGGCACUAUGUGCGACCCCAAGAGAAGUUGUUCUGUGAUCGAGGAUGAUGGGCUUCCAUCAGCCUUCACCACUGCCCAUGAGCUGGGCCACGUGUUCAACAUGCCCCAUGACAAUGUGAAAGUGUGUGAGGAGGUGUUUGGGAAACUCCGAGCCAACCACAUGAUGUCCCCAACACUCAUCCAGAUUGACCGUGCCAACCCCUGGUCAGCCUGCAGUGCUGCCAUCGUCACCGACUUCCUGGACAGUGGGCAUGGUGACUGCCUCCUGGAUCAACCCAGCAAGCCCAUCUCCCUGCCUGAGGACCUACCGGGUGCCAGCUACAGCCUGAGCCAGCAGUGUGAGCUUGCCUUUGGUGUGGGCUCGAAGCCCUGUCCCUACAUGCAGUACUGCACCAAACUGUGGUGCACUGGCAAGGCGAAGGGGCAGAUGGUGUGCCAGACCCGCCACUUCCCCUGGGCAGAUGGCACCAGCUGUGGCGAGGGCAAGUUCUGCCUCAAGGGGACCUGUGUGGAGAGACACAACCUCCAUAAGUAUAGGGUGGACGGUUCCUGGGCCAAAUGGGAGCCCUACGGUCCCUGCUCACGCACCUGCGGUGGGGGCGUGCAGCUGGCCCGGAGGCAGUGCAGCAACCCCACCCCUGCCAAUGGGGGCAAAUACUGCGAGGGGGUGAGGGUGAAAUACCGAUCCUGCAAUCUGGAGCCCUGCCCCAGCUCAGCUUCCGGCAAGAGCUUCCGGGAGGAGCAGUGUGAGGCUUUCAAUGGCUACAACCAUAGCACCAACCGGCUCACUCUUGCCGUGGCAUGGGUGCCCAAGUACUCAGGUGUUUCUCCCCGGGACAAGUGCAAGCUCAUCUGCCGAGCCAAUGGCACCGGCUACUUCUAUGUGUUGGCACCCAAGGUGGUGGAUGGUACACCAUGUACUCCUGACUCCACCUCGGUCUGUGUCCAAGGCAAGUGCAUCAAGGCUGGCUGUGAUGGGAACCUGGGCUCCAAGAAGAAAUUCGACAAGUGUGGGGUGUGUGGGGGCGACAAUAAGAGCUGUAAGAAGGUGACAGGCCUCUUCACCAAGCCCAUGCAUGGCUACAAUUUUGUGGUGGCCAUCCCUGCGGGUGCCUCGAGUAUCGACAUCCGCCAGCGUGGCUACAAGGGGCUGAUUGGAGAUGACAACUACCUGGCCCUGAAGAAUAGCCAGGGAAAGUACCUGCUCAAUGGGCACUUCGUGGUGUCGGCCGUGGAGCGGGACCUGGUGGUGAAGGGCAGCCUACUGCGCUAUAGUGGCACGGGGACUGCGGUGGAGAGCCUGCAGGCCUCCCGGCCCAUCCUGGAGCCCCUGACCGUGGAGGUCCUCUCUGUGGGCAAGAUGACGCCACCCCGGGUCCGCUACUCCUUCUAUCUGCCCAAGGAGCCUCGGGAAGACAAGGCCUCUCACCCCAAGGACCCCCGGGGCCCCUCUGUGCUCCACAACAGUGUCCUCAGCCUCUCCAAUCAGGUGGAGCAGCAGGGCGACAGGCCCCCUGCACGCUGGGUGGCAGGCAGCUGGGGGCCUUGCUCUGCAAGCUGUGGCAGUGGCCUGCAGAAGCGGGCGGUCGACUGUCGUGGUCCCCCAGGGCUGCAUGUGGCGUCUGCCUGUGAUGCAGCCUAUCGGCCGGUGGAAACGAGAGUCUGUGGGGAGCCCUGCCCGACCUGGGAGCUGGGUGCCUGGUCGCCUUGCUCCAAGAGCUGCGGCCGGGGAUUUAAGAGGCGUCCACUCAAGUGUUUGGGCCCUGGAGGGCGGCUGCUGGCUCGGGACCAGUGCAACCUGCGCCGGAAGCCCCAGGAGCUGGACUUCUGUAUCUUGAGGCCAUGCUGA
This is a messenger RNA of Puma concolor (puma), 2853 nucleotides long. It is a transcript of the gene ADAMTS15, whose product is annotated as ADAM metallopeptidase with thrombospondin type 1 motif 15. Gene Ontology annotation, biological process: extracellular matrix organization; proteolysis. Lineage: Eukaryota; Metazoa; Chordata; Mammalia; Carnivora; Felidae. Gene Ontology annotation, molecular function: zinc ion binding; metalloendopeptidase activity. The record is from RefSeq and is a predicted model, not a curated record.